AGUUUAAAGUUUUUUUAAAAACCCUUAACACCGGAUAACUACUUUUUAAGUAACUAAAAAAAUUAUCAUCAUGAUGAAAAUAUUCUUCUUAGUCUUCAUUGGUUUGUUGUCAAUUUCAAUGACAUUUGCACAGGAACCCACUUGUCUACCUCGCGGAAGUGAGUGUCUUGGAGCAUCUUUAAGUUGCUGUAAGCCAACAACUUGCAUGACCUAUGCUAACAGAUGCGUUGGCAAUGGACUAAUUAUUCCAGAUGAACAGCCACCAAAACCUGCAGUUGAAGCACCAAAACCUGGAAAUUGUCUGACACGUGGAAGUGAAUGUCUUGGAUCCGAUUUAAGUUGCUGUAAGGGAACAACCUGCAUGUUCUAUGCCAACCGAUGUGUCUCAAUUUCUCAAGGUUAAAUAUACGUUUUGAAAUACAACAAACAUUAAGUUACUACUGUUUGAAUAAAAACCAGAUUGAAAAUAUAAA
Eupeodes corollae is the source of this 473-nucleotide messenger RNA. RefSeq lists its product as uncharacterized. Gene Ontology annotation, cellular component: extracellular region. The record is from RefSeq and is a predicted model, not a curated record. The transcript has 4 exons. Gene Ontology annotation, molecular function: calcium channel inhibitor activity. NCBI's taxonomy places the organism in Eukaryota, Metazoa, Arthropoda, Insecta, Diptera, Syrphidae. The coding region runs from base 71 to 403 and encodes 110 amino acids.